This is a messenger RNA of Vicia villosa (hairy vetch), 984 nucleotides long. RefSeq lists its product as uncharacterized. The transcript has a single exon. Bases 1 to 984 code for a protein of 327 amino acids. Gene Ontology annotation, molecular function: zinc ion binding; nucleic acid binding. Lineage: Eukaryota; Viridiplantae; Streptophyta; Magnoliopsida; Fabales; Fabaceae. The record is from RefSeq and is a predicted model, not a curated record.
AUGGCAGGAAGGAAUGAUGUUGCAAUUGCUGCUUCUUUGGAAGCUAUGGCUCAUGCUAUGGCGAAUCAGCUGAAUGCUGAUAAAAAUGCUGGAUCUCGUAGUUUGGCGACUUUCCAGAGGGAGAAUCUGCCUACCUUUAAGGGCAUGUAUGAUCCUGAUAGCGCGUUGACUUGGUUGAAGGAGAUUGAGAGAAUCUUCUGUGUGAUGGAUUGCACUCAAACGCAGAAGGUUCGAUAUGGAACUCAUAUGCUAGCAGUCGAGGCUGAUGACUUGUGGCUAGAGACUCGUCAGAGAUUAGAGACUGCUGGUGAAGAGAUCACUUGGGCCGUGUUUCGUUGGGAGUUCAUGAGGAAGCAUUAUCCUGAAGAUGUUCGGGGAAAGAAGGAAAUCGAAUUCCUUGAGCUGAAGCAGGAGAAUAAGUUGAUUACUGAGUAUGCUGCGAAGUUUGUUGAGCUGGCCAAGUUCUAUCCACAUUAUAGCGAGGCGACUGCUGAAUUUUCAAAGUGCAUCAAGUUUGAGAAUGUGUUACGCUCUGAGAUCAAGAAAGCAGUUGGAUACCAGAAGAUCUGUGUGUUUGAUGAUUUGGUUGAUAGUUGUCGGAUUUAUGAGGAAGAUAAUAAUGCUCAUUAUAAGAUUGUCAAUGAGAGGCGGGGUAAGAACCAACAUAAUCAUGGCAAGCCUUAUGAUGCUCCAGCUAGGAAAGGAAAGCAUAAAGUUGCACAGGGUCAGAGAACUAGUGGGGAAGAUGCUCCUGCUAGUGUCGUCUAUUUCAAGUGUGGGAAACUUGGUCACAAGAGUAAUGUGUGUAAUGCUGAAGUGAAAAGGUGUUUCCGUUGUGGCAAAAGUAGGCAUACAACUCCUGAUUGUAAGUAUAAGGAAGUUAUAUGUUUCAAUUGUGGCGAAGAAGGGCAUAUUAACAAUCAGUUUCAUAAACCAAAGAAGGAACAAGGCAGUGGAAAGGUGUUCGCCUUGGUUGGGACUUAG